AUGGGUAGUUGGAUAAUUGCUUGUUUUGACUUGGCCAAUGAGACGUAUCGAGUAGUGGUCCGCCCAAAGAACAGAGAUACUGAACAUGAUCAUCGACUUGGAGUGUUAGGAGAUUGCAUUUCUGUGUUUUACAAUUACGAAGGAAAUCACGCAGAUAUAUGGGUAAUGAAGGAAUGUGGAGUUAAGUGGUCUUGGAUUAAGGUUUUCUCAAUCCCUUAUGUUGAUCGUCCUCUUAAAAGUUCUGCAGAGAUGUCUCGGCCUAUUUGCAUGUCGAGGAAUGGUGAAGUACUGUUUGUCUUAAGCUCAGAGCUGUUACUUUACAAUCCUAAGGCUGAUACCUUUAGGAGGUAUCCAAAGAUAGGUUGUCUUCAUAACGCAGUUAUGUAUGUUGAGAGCUUAGUUUCGCCAGGUAUCCAUGAUACAGUACAACCCAGAAAUAGCAUUUAA
Molecule: messenger RNA, 447 nt
Organism: Oldenlandia corymbosa var. corymbosa
Lineage: Eukaryota; Viridiplantae; Streptophyta; Magnoliopsida; Gentianales; Rubiaceae
Source: the annotation of a GenBank genome assembly